Messenger RNA from Melitaea cinxia (Glanville fritillary), 1196 nucleotides. RefSeq names its product PIN2/TERF1-interacting telomerase inhibitor 1. Gene Ontology annotation, molecular function: telomerase inhibitor activity; nucleic acid binding. Lineage: Eukaryota; Metazoa; Arthropoda; Insecta; Lepidoptera; Nymphalidae. The transcript is spliced from 2 exons. Bases 144 to 1184 code for a protein of 346 amino acids. Gene Ontology annotation, cellular component: nucleolus. The record is from RefSeq and is a predicted model, not a curated record. Gene Ontology annotation, biological process: regulation of ribosome biogenesis.
CACUCGAUACGCCUCAAAAUGGCGGGUCAGUGAAAAACUUCUUGACGUUUUCGUUAUAUCUGUGGAGUGUGGACUAUGGUGUGUGUGUGUCGUCCAUUUUGACAUGUCUAACACGUGAACUUUAGUAAUUUUUUUCAAUAAAUAUGUCUAUGUUAGCGGGUCCUCGUCGAAAACAAAAAGUGAUAAAUCUCCGUGCUAAAAACAAUGCUUGGAGCAAUGACACAAAUAAGUUCGGUCAGAAAAUGUUGGAGAAAAUGGGCUGGAGUGCGGGAAAGGGGUUAGGUGCGAAAGAAAAUGGAAUUGUUGAACAUGUUGUUGCUAAAUAUAAAAACGAUGAGAAGGGACUCGGUUUCGAAGACAAGAAUGAUCAAUGGACGAAACAUGAGGACGAUUUUAAUGCUUUACUUGCGAAUCUUUCGAACUCAGAGAGCAAUGCCGAGGUCUUGCACAGUGGUAUUUCAUUAGAAGAUAAAUCAAAGAAAAGCAAAGCCCGUAUUCACUAUCACAAGUUCACACGGGGUAAAGAUCUAUCAAAGUACAGUGAGAAAGACCUAGCCAACAUAUUUGGUAAGAAAAGCUUCAAAGAAACUGAGGAAGAAGAAAUUCUCCGAGACGAUGUUACAACCUCCGAACAAGUUUUUACCGAGAAAGGAAGUAUGGAUGAUUACUUUAAGAAUAAAUUAGCAAGUUUAAAGUCAAAGUCUAAAUUACUGAACUCUUUUAAUGGUGAAAAGAAGGCAGAGGAUGUAUCAGAUUACAGUUUCAAAGGUUUUUCAAAUGAUACUGAAUCCACGCAUGAAAUUACUACUAAUGGAUUUGGACACCAACCUUUUUCAUUUUAUCACAACAAAACAGAAACAUCUAAUAAUAAUUUAGAUGAUGUUGAUAAAACUAAAACCAAGAAAAAGAAAAAGUCCAAAAAUAGGGAGGAAAACUGUGAUAAUAUAUUAAGUUUUGAAUCAGUAACAAACAAUGAGUCAGAAACAGUUGAACAGCAAGAAAUUAAAUCAAAGAAAUCCAAAAAGAAGAAAUAUCAAGAAAUGUAUGAAGAAACAGAUCAGUGUGAACUAGCAAAGAAGAAAAGUAAAAAUAGAAACAGGGAUUGCGAAAAUGAACAGGAGCAAUGUACAGAAAGUGAUGUACCUAAAAAGAAAAAGAAAAGAAAAAAUAAAGAAUAUGAAUAAAUUUUUUUUAAA